Molecule: messenger RNA, 354 nt
Organism: Didymodactylos carnosus
Lineage: Eukaryota; Metazoa; Rotifera; Eurotatoria; Philodinida; Philodinidae
Source: the annotation of a GenBank genome assembly
AUGCCAGCAACACGUUCUAAACGUCGCAAAUUAUGCGCGCAUCAUAAUGAUUCAAAACGUCAACGAGCCGCCAGUCCAUCACAAGGAUUAGAUGAGGAACUUGAGAAACAAGUUUUACGCACGGCAUUAGAAAGAACUCUCAAUAUUUCAACAGAUCCGGACUCCACCAAAAAACAACUGUUUGAUCUUUACAAGCGCAAUCUGCACAAGCUAUCACCAGUAUCGACAGCUAUGUGUACGUCACAACUAUCUCAAAUGAUAGCGCCAGCAACAACAUUACCAUCGUCAUCUGCACCUCUAGACCCAACACAAGCGAAUGAUCUAUUACAGCAAUUGUCGACGAAUUAUGAGUAA